UCUACUUCUACAGCUCUUACAAUACUCUCCAAAUCUUUUGAACGAUUUCUCAGCUCUGCGAACAGCAAGAAAUACUCAUCAUGGCUCCACCGCGAAAUGCUUUCUCGUCCGUCCCGCUUCCCCUCCCCUCUCUAAGCUCACCUCCUGGCUCCCAACCUCCCUCUUUGAUGUGCGAGGUGGAGGAACUGAUGCUGACCUUUACGGUGAUAUGUAGACGCCAACGCACGCCCCUCCUCCUCGCAACGUUCUUCGGCGGCGCAGCGCUGUUUGUCGGCUUCAAAUUCAGGACUAUGAUGACCCAAAGCGAGGCGGGCAAGAAAGCUAGGGAUAAAGAAGGGGUUAAUUAUUCUGUUGCGCCAGGAAGAAGUGGUAUGCUUCCUCCCUCCCAUGCUCAAAAUCCCGAGAAAGGCGGUUAUAGAGACAGAGGCUAAUGGUGGUUGGUUGAAUAGGCGGAGGAGUGUAAUCGAUAAUGGAUGUGGAGGACGAGCCACGACUUGAUGGAGUAUGAGGCGAAGUUGAUAUGAAAGGGAAUGAGAAUGGGGAGGUGAGAAGGGAGGGCCUGUACAUGGAUAUAAAGGUUACACAUAGACUGGCACGUGCAUUGUGAUCGUAGGGUUUCAUGUGAGCUUGGCGCAGGCGUUCGGAUUGGGCGGGGAUC
Molecule: messenger RNA, 658 nt
Organism: Hyaloscypha bicolor E
Lineage: Eukaryota; Fungi; Ascomycota; Leotiomycetes; Helotiales; Hyaloscyphaceae
Exons: 1
Coding region: 81-431 (116 amino acids)
Source: RefSeq, a predicted model, not a curated record